Messenger RNA from Lachancea sp. 'fantastica', 528 nucleotides. The record is from the annotation of a GenBank genome assembly. NCBI's taxonomy places the organism in Eukaryota, Fungi, Ascomycota, Saccharomycetes, Saccharomycetales, Saccharomycetaceae.
AUGAAGUUUUUAAGUUAUAUCAUACUAGCAACGUGCGUUUCUGAGGUAUUGGGUGGCAGCGGCGCCCUUGGAGGUUACGAUGGAAAAUCAAGCUCCAAGGUGGACUCCAAAUCCUCGGCCAGCUCGCCCUCUGGUAGCCAGUCCCUGAGGUUGGUACAGACCAGCAACGUUGAAGGUGGUUCUGCGACAAAAUCGACCGUUCAAACAACGACAGCAAUGGAAUCUGCAACUCCAACAAAUUCAGGCGGCCCUGUUGCCGUUGUCACAACCCACAAUUCUGCUGGAGAAACGUAUCUUUCGACCGUUUGGUGGUCAAACAGCGUCACCAGAUGGUGGACUCCCGCCAGUGAAUUAACACUGACCUCCUCUUCAAGCACUGCAUCCAUUGAAAGCUCCAGCAGCUCUUCAACACAAUCUACAAGCUCUGCCAGUGUCAAAAACGCAACCAACGCUGCUCCACGUAUAGAGCACGGGACCGGUUUAGGAGCUGGCGCUUGGAUUUUAGCCAUUGGCGUCAUGGCUCUUUAG